Molecule: messenger RNA, 411 nt
Organism: Blepharisma stoltei
Lineage: Eukaryota; Ciliophora; Heterotrichea; Heterotrichida; Blepharismidae
Source: the annotation of a GenBank genome assembly
AUGACAAAGAAAUAUGUUUCAAUGAAGCUGAUUUUUAGUCCUUUAGAAUAUUUUUUAAUUCUUCCCCAAACUGAAGCAUUAAAAUAUAUAGAGGAACUUAAAAUUUCUCAAAAAAAUGAUCAUUGCUUAUCUUUUGUUAAAAGAAUAAUAUCCUGGCACUUAUUUGACUUCAAUUAUUUCAAAUUCGAAAACAAAAAAUACAUUAAUGGCUGGCCAUAUCCGUCUUAUUAUGAUAAAUUUGACCUCUCAAAGGUUAUUUCUUUGAUAUUAUUAGAUUAUGUUGACGCAUCUGAAUAUGAAAUGGCAUACGAAUUACUACAAAAUUGAGAAAAUAUUUAUGAAAUUUCUGAAUUUAAUAAUGAAAAAUUAAAUUUAUUGAGGAAUUUUACCUUUUGGCCAUCCUAUAAUUAA